This is a messenger RNA of Mercenaria mercenaria, 5243 nucleotides long. RefSeq lists its product as uncharacterized. Lineage: Eukaryota; Metazoa; Mollusca; Bivalvia; Venerida; Veneridae. The record is from RefSeq and is a predicted model, not a curated record. Bases 87 to 1355 code for a protein of 422 amino acids. The transcript is spliced from 5 exons.
AAACUCAUUGUUAUUUUUAAUUUCCGCAUUCAUUAACUUUCACUGGUAGUGUUCUCAAUAUAUCAGUGUGUGUGAAUUGACUCUACAUGUCGGUGGAAAGGGCAGAAUUCUCUCUUGAGACAAUGGAAACAGUUGAAAGCGACAGGAAAAGGACUAAGAGAUGGCUUAGUCGAAAUAAGAAAACAUUGGUAUCCAUCGCUGGCAUUGCAACUGUAGCGGGAUGUCUCGUUUACUUUGGCUUCUACCAGACGAAAGUGAACGGAGAUUUGGUUGACUCGAUUACAUCUGAACUGGCGUCCGACAGCGCACAUGCUUCUGGCUUAUCUGGUGGGGUUCCAGCCUCAGUUUUUGGCAAGUCAUCUGCAGGGGACAUGCAGAAAUAUUAUCUUAAUAUAGGAAUGCGCCAAGACUUUCUACUGCAAGAAUGUCAGGGAACGAAUUACAAGCUGUCCUUCCCAGAUGUUGACUACGCGUUAAUGGGCUACAACGUAUUGCGCGGUUAUCCUCUAGCAACAGGCCAUGACCCCGGAUUCACAUACCCAAUCUUUACUGCGUACUAUGGAAAAGGAAAACAGACCGCCGAUUGCCGUUACAGUGUCCCGGAGGGUUUGGUUGUUGUUCCUGACGUGUCGUGUGUAACGUCGUUCUCGUCACAAAUUGUUCAAACAAAAUAUGAAUUUGCGAAUGCUUUAUCGGUUUCUGCUAGCGUGAGUGGAGGUGGGUGGGGUGUAAGUUUCUCUGCUAGUGCUGGUUAUAAGGAAUCUUCAUCAGAAAUGGCAACUGGAGAGUCAGUUUACAUCUUGUCAUCCGCUAACUGUCAUUAUUACUUCAGUAAGUUAGUGAAACGGUCGCCACCUCCAUUCGACCCCGUUUUCCUGAGUUGGAUUGAGAGGCUAAAUAACACAAAUUUAAAGGACAUUUAUUUAGAGUUCUUCGACACGUAUGGCACACAUUUCGCCACCGAAGUCACGUUUGGCGCGAGAUUCACGUACGAACAUAAAAUGUCAUCGAAAAAAUAUGAAACCCAAAGUGAAAAAGGUGUUAAUGUUGCAGCUGAAGCAAGCUACUCUGGUUUGUUUAGUGUCGGUGGUGGAUUUUCAAUGGAUUCUUCACAAAAACAAGCGGCUUCCGACUUCUCUAAGUCCGUUGAAACAAAAACUAUAACUGUAGGAGCAGCGCCACCUGCAAACGGCGAUGCAAUGACUUGGGCAUCAACUGUGAAAAAUAGUCCCGUUCCUUCUAAAUACAGACUUUCAUCCAUAGAGGAACUGUUUACCGAAAAGUACAUAAAUCCGACCAAAUUACAUGUCAACCUCAAUCUUAUUUCCCAAAAUAUCAAAGCAUAUAAGUACUAGUACUGCAAAUAUCUUAUGCUAAAAGGUGAAGUCGAUUCAUGUGAGUCACUCUCCCCGGGAAUGGUGCUCGAUAAAACAAGACUUUUUAAUCAUUAUGACGAGGUAGCUUUAUCAUAUAAAGGCUGCAUUGACCACUGUUUGAAACAAAUAAAAUGCAACGCAAUUACUUACUGCGACCAAUGUGACAGCUCGAGUGAAAGUUACCACACAUGUUACCUUUAUAAUACCGAGACAGAAAUCAAAGCAGAAAAUGAAGACGGGUGGAAAUCUGUAGUUUUCGUUAGUACAAUGAAUGCGAAACUUGUACUUGGGGACACAACGGUUGUUGGAACAGAAAGAGGGUUCGAAAGAGAAGAAGAUAAAAACGCAGAUGCAUCUAAGUGUGACAAAUUGUGUGCGGAAGAUGCCCAUUGUGUUGUAUACAGUUAUUGCCAGUGUCCUGAUGUCACACAAAAAUGCAAACUUUAUAGUUUUGAAAACGUUCUAGGGUUUAAAAAGGAAACAGGAACAAAGUCUGCCUUCGCUGCUUAAAAUGAAAAUUAACCAACUUCAAAUCCUUUAACAACACAAAUGUGGUUUGGGAGUUUCGUACUAAUUUUACAUUCAAUAUGUUGAUAUUUCAUUGUUUGUGUGCGCACGUAUUAUUUGUAUUCUAAAAAAAAGAAGUAGAUAAGACCGUCAUUUGCCAUCAACAUAGAAAUUUGUUGUAAGUCUACAUGUAAAAGAUGACUGAAAAUAUCUUGUAAUUGUAGGUUAUUUUUCAGUGUAUUUUAUAAACUAUUAUAGAUGAAUAUUGGUAAUUAAAAUUUAAGAGGAAAAAUAUUGGCCAGUAAAUGAAAUGAAACGCCUUAUAAAACGAUUUUAUAUUGUGUAUAUUAACGUCGGAUUAACUUUCAUUUUAUUGGUUCAUCGGUCGUAAAACGAGAUCAGUAGCGACUUACAUGAGAAAUAUGAGCCACACCAUGAGAAAACCAACAUCGUGCGUUUGCGACCAGUAUGCGACCAUGCUGUUCGCUAACGGUUUCUCUGAUUGAAAUAGGCUCUGAAAGCGAACAGCAUGGAUUAUAACGAGACUGCACGAAUGUUGGUUUUCUCAUGGUGCGGCUCAGUUAUUUCUUUCUUUCGUGUUUUGUCUAGUUGGUAGGUUAGUAUUUAUACUGAAAACGGACUAUUUCUUUAUUUCUCUUAAAGACCCAUCAGGAGAAAUUCCAUCCCCAGCUUUUAUUAUAUUUGACCGGCUUAUCAUAGUAGGUUGUCCCCCUUGAAAACUAUCCGAUAAUCAAUAUUGGUUUCCCUACUGAUAUUACUUUGAGCUAUAAAUUAUAUAGGAAAUUUAUUUUCAAUGAUUAAUUUCAAAUAUGUCUUUUGGUUUGUGAAUAUUUUACCAGAUAUGACAGUAAACAUCAAUUUCUUCUCUUCAAUUUAAUGUGAAAAUAUUUAUUCUAACUGAACAUCUUCUUGCUUCCAAUUUUGUUUUAAAAGUAUCACCAUCGCUUAUAUUGAACAUAUAGUGAAAAACACUAAACUUUUCAAUUUCUUUUACUUUAGACGCAAAUAAAUUAUAUUUUCCAAAGCAUGACAAUUUAUUAUCACAUAUGUAGGUAUUCUUGACUUUAUAAGCAAUACAAUAAUAUAAUUAUAAGUGUAAUAGGAUAAAAGCUUCUUGCUUCCAUUUUACUUCAAAGUGUAUCAAGAAAUAAAAAAUUUGUGAAUUUCUUAAAGUUCUGAUGCAACUUAAACCGUGUUAAUUUACGGAACUGCAUAUACCAACAACUGACGUACGAUUCAAUAUAGACUUUUGAAAUAAUAACGGUCAUAAUUGUCUAAUUAGUCAAAAAAAUAGAAAACAAAAAUGAAAAGAACAGAAUAGAACAGAGCUUUGAUUUUUUCACCAGACUGUUUGAGAACAAUAUGAAUCAACAUAAAUUACAUAAUUUCCGACUGAAAGCUAAAUAUCUUUGGAAUAUUGAAACAUUCGACGACAGGAGAAAACUACUUCAAAGAAUAAUUUUCUUAUGAAAUAGUGUAAUUUACAAGUUAAUGACAUGCUUUCCAUGAGUUUGCAUGGUAGGAUUAUCUCUUUAGUACGACCUACAUUUUUUGUCACGGUUUUGUUCGUGGAAAACAUGCAAAAUAGCCACCUUUACAAGCUAAAGACUUUUGUUUACACGAUAAAUUUGAUUUCAUGAUUUAAUUGUAUAGUAUGUACAAACGCAUAUCUGAAUGGCAUAUUUGAUUUAUGUAUAUCAUUGUUUAUACAAGUAACUUAGACACUAUAAAUAAGUAGACAAGGUGAAUCAGAGCUAAUUGUUAAAAAAAAUGAGUUCGGAUCUCUAUGAUACACAUACACCAAUGCUUAUAAGCAAAAUCAGAAACUUUAUUCAUAAUUAAAUAGAUUCUUUCUUUCUUUGAUUUCUAUGGAAAACCUUGGAUCAAGGCCACUUAAUAAAACAUGUGUGUGUGUGUGUGUGUGUGUGUGUGUGUGUGUGUUUUAGUAACAUGUAUGUUUUUUAAGGGGACGCAUACUUUGAAAUUAGAAAAAAGUGGGUGGGGUAUUAUAAAAUUUUCCUGCAAAAAAGUACAAGGUUUUGGUAAAUGAAAUGAAUACUGUUUCAACUGUUAUAAGUACACAAAGGAUAGCUCACUAAAAUAAAAAUGAGAAAAACUGAAACAAGAAAGUUAUUGUUGAAUUACGUAAGACUUCUUGUGUACAUUCAAAGUCAACAAUUAAGACUUUUUGGUGCGAAAAUAAUAGUGCUUCACUUUGUCUAAACAUUUAUCAAUGUCCUACAGAUUCUAAUUUAAAGAAAGAAUGUGAAAUAAGUUCACUGUCUUGCUUUUCAUUUCGCAUAUAUGAGCUAAAACACAUUAUUUAGUUUGUUUACAAAGUAGUGCAUAAGAAAAGAUACGGUGGUCAAGGAAUGCCACAUUCCAAAACUAAAAGAGUAUAUUCCCCUUAAUACAUUAAACAUUUAUCGUUACAGAAGUCUAGUGGCUUACAAUAAAGGCCUAGAAAUGUUGCCAUUAUUAAUCUUUAACUUGGUAUUCAUGAACUACAAUGCACUUAAAUAUCAAAACACAUUCAACAAACUUUUGAAAAUGUACUGUCUUAAAAAUCCCUAAAAUAAGGUAUGAAAUUUGGUUGAGAGGUCCAAUCAAUGUGUAUAUGUGCAAAAGCAACAUUCUAAUCUUGUUCACAAAAGUUACUAAUAAACAGCAGGAAUGUCAAUGAUCAAAACUGGACGAAUAUACAGUUAUCUUCACUUUAAUGUCAUUUAUAAUUUGUCCUUGAAUUCUCCACCAUACUUUUCAUAACUCUGUUUGCACGUGUUGCACGAGAAUGCUGUCAUUCACGUAAAAAAACGGGGUCAAAAAAGUUGUAAAUGCAGUAUCAUCUAAACGUAAUUAAUGGAUUAUGCAGUUCAAGAUAAACUUUAUCUCAUAUCGUAACGAACAUGUAUAAUGUUGUAACAACAACUUUACUUACACUGAUUUAAGUAGCAGUCGGUUUAUAAGUGACUUUAUUGAUUCAUUUUGUGUUUUGUUAUUGUUGUCAAAAAGUAUAACGGAAGUGCCUCACAACUGAAGCGGAAACCAGUUUGAUGCGCAAAGUAGUCCACUGUAAGUAAUAUUAUUUGACAAAUGUCCGCAGAAAUUAAUAAUUUUCUAAUAUUAAAGACGAAUAUCUGAAUAGGAUUCAUUAUUUGAUAAGAAAUUAUAAUCAUCGACAUGUUUUUUUUUAAAAAUCGUACACGUGCUGACACCUAAGUUGUCUCCCGUUGUUUAUUAGAGUUACCUUUCGUCCGGCGCAGUAAUACAUUUGCAGUGAAUCGCCGAGAAGUCGUGGGAAAAUUAAAAACCAUGUAAACAAACUAAAAUUAACCACCU